This is a messenger RNA of Impatiens glandulifera, 2547 nucleotides long. RefSeq names its product monosaccharide-sensing protein 2-like. The transcript is spliced from 6 exons. The record is from RefSeq and is a predicted model, not a curated record. Gene Ontology annotation, biological process: transmembrane transport. Gene Ontology annotation, molecular function: myo-inositol:proton symporter activity. Bases 232 to 2403 code for a protein of 723 amino acids. Gene Ontology annotation, cellular component: membrane. Lineage: Eukaryota; Viridiplantae; Streptophyta; Magnoliopsida; Ericales; Balsaminaceae.
CUAACCAUAUCAACAACCUCUCUUUCAGCUCCAAUUUUGAACUAGUUUUACUCUCUCUCUUUCUCUGUUCUAUCACUGUGAAUCUUCGCAUCUCCGGCAACUCAUAAGAAGGGAUCGAUCUAUCGUUCUGGUUAUUAUGCCGCUGAAGCAGCACUGACAUUUGAAAACAUGAUUCUCCACGCCAAAUAGAUCAUUAGUUUGAGUGAAAACUCUUGAGCAUUUGGAACCAAAAUGAGAGGAGCUGUGCUGGUGGCAAUUGCAGCUGCCAUUGGCAACAUGUUGCAAGGAUGGGAUAACGCCACAAUUGCAGGGUCUCUGUUAUACAUAAAGAAGGAAUUUAAUUUGCAAAGUGAACCGACCAUUGAAGGUUUAAUAGUUGCCACGUCCCUCAUUGGAGCGACGAUCAUCACCACUUUCUCUGGUCCUGUAUCAGAUUCAUUAGGACGGCGUCCCAUGUUGAUUAUGUCUUCCAUUCUUUACUUCAUUAGCGGUCUCGUAAUGUUGUGGUCGCCAAAUGUUUACUUCCUGCUCUUAGCUAGGUUACUCAAUGGAUUUGGAAUUGGUCUAGCUGUUACUCUUAUACCAGUUUAUAUAUCAGAAACUGCCCCACCUGAAAUAAGAGGACUAUUGAAUACACUUCCACAGUUCACUGGUAGUGCUGGGAUGUUUCUUUCGUACUGUAUGGUAUUCUCAAUGUCCCUUAAGGAAUCACCUAACUGGAGGUUGAUGCUAGGAGUUCUUUCUGUGCCUUCUCUUGGUUAUUUUGUUUUGACCACGAUAUUCUUGCCUGAAUCCCCUCGUUGGUUAGUUAGCAAAGGGAGGAUGAUGGAAGCCAAGAUGGUUUUACAGAGAUUACGUGGUGUGGAAGAUGUCUCAGGUGAAAUGGCCUUGCUAGUUGAAGGUCUUGGAGUUGGAGUUGAAGCAUCAAUAGAGGACUACAUAAUUGCUCCAGCCAAUGAACUUGAGAAUGACCAUGAUAAUGUAUUUGAACAAUCUCAAGUCAAACUACUGCAUAAUAAUGAAGAUGGCUCCAUGUUAAUAGCCAGACCAGCACCAUCAUCAUCAUCUACAGUUCAUCAUCAAAGUACACUAGGUCAAACAAGCCGUCAAGGAAGCAUGGUAGAUCCCAUGGUAAACCUCUUCGGAAGCAUCCACGAGAAGCUUCCAGGAAUGGGAAGUAUGAUCUUCCCUACUUUGGGAAGCAUGUUUAUUAAAGACGAAGAACAACAAUGGGAGGAUGACAAUUACGAUCAAAAUGUCGAAUCCAACACUUCUGGCGUUGAAUCAGACGACAAUAAUCCAAACAGCCCGCUUCUUCAACGACAGAAUACAGACGGGGAUAAAGAUGGUUUUAUCCCUAUGUCACACGGAAGCAUGUUCAGCAUGAGACAACAAAGCAAUCUUUUUGGAAACGAACUAGGAGAAGGUGCUAAUGGGAUUGACAUUGGGGGAGGAUGGCAGUUAGCGUAUGUGAGGUCAGAAGGGAAGGAAACCGGGCUGAAGAGGAUUUAUUUGCAUCAAGAGAAUGGUGGAAAUGUAUCUAGACGCGGUUCUGUUGUUUCUAUAGCUGAGGAAGAUCUAGGGGGAUUUGGUCAUGCUGCAGCUUUAGUAAGCUGUUCUGUUCUUCAUAUGGAAGAUCUUACAGGUGAUGAGAUGGUUAAGCCACCUGAAGCCAUUACCAAAAGGUCGAAUUGGGCUGAACUCUUUGAACCGGGGGUUAAACACGCGUUAAUUGUUGGAGUUGGAAUUCAGAUGCUUCAGCAGUUUUCUGGCAUAAAUGGGGUUCUCUACUAUACACCACAGAUUCUUGAACAAGCAGGUGUAGGAGUUCUUCUUUCUAACUUGGGAAUUGGCUCAGACUCAGCAUCGCUACUUAUAAGUGCUCUCACAACUCUCUUGAUGCUUCCUAGUAUCGGAGUUGCUAUGAGACUAAUGGAUAUAGCCGGUCGGAGAUGGUUGUUGCUGUCAACUUUACCAGUGUUGCUACUUUCCCUAGUGGUCCUUGUAUUCGGUAGCAUUAUAGACAUGGGAUCGGUUAUGAACGCCGUGAUCUCAACAGUCAGUGUGGUCGUUUACUUCUGUUGCUUUGUGAUGGGUUUCGGUCCAAUACCAAACAUAUUAUGCGCCGAAAUAUUCCCUACACGCGUCCGUGGGCUGUGCAUAGCGAUUUGCGCUUUAACCUUUUGGAUUUGCGACAUUAUUGUUACCUACUCACUUCCUGUCAUGCUGAGUUCGAUCGGUCUUCCGGGUGUGUUUGGUAUUUACGCGGUUGUCUGCUCGAUAUCUUGGGUUUUCGUUUACAUGAAGGUUCCCGAAACUAAGGGAAUGCCACUUGAAGUCAUCACAGAGUUCUUUGCAGUUGGAGCUAAGCAAGCUGCUUCUGCUGACGUAAGCAACAAUUAGUUUUGUGGUGACUUGGAGAUUUUGUAAAUACAUUUUCUAACUUGGGCUCUCUGUUUAAAUCAUUUGUGCAAAUUGUUGUGUUAACAGAUGACUUUUUGCAUUGAUUUGGCUAACUAAUUGAAAUUGGAAUUUGAACUUGGUCUU